UUGCUAGAAAUGGCAGAAAUGAUUGUUUCAGAACCGAAGCAACAUGAAAGGAAUUGGCUGGAGCUUCCAUCUGAUGUAAUGGCGAACAUUCUAUACAGAGUUGGUGUUGUUGAUAUACUUGAGAAUGCCAAGAAAGUUUGCACUACAUGGCAUAAAAUCUGCAAAGACCCUUCAAUGUGGAGGGUUAUUCAUAUGAAGAAAGUUUUAGGUCUAUCUGAACAGCUACAAGAGAUGCGUAAACAUGGUGUGGGUCAAAGUGAAGGGCAGUUUUUUGAUAUCAAAGUUGGGAGUUUUGCUUAUGAGCAACUUAUUCAGAAGAUUUGGUGGCAUGCUAUGGAUCUAAGUCAAGAUCAGCUGGUUGAUAUCAAAGUUGUGGGUUUUGCUUAUGAUAAACUUAUUCAGGAGAUGUUUAAACAUGCUAUGGAUCAAAGUCAAGGCCAGUUGGAUGAUAUCACCAUUGUAGAUUUUGCUUGUGAUGAGCUUCUUCAGUAUGUUGCUGAUAGAUCAAGUCAGCUCAAACGGCUUGAAUUUGUAAGUUGCAAACGCAGUGGAAAUUGA
Messenger RNA from Lactuca saligna, 558 nucleotides. Lineage: Eukaryota; Viridiplantae; Streptophyta; Magnoliopsida; Asterales; Asteraceae. The record is from the annotation of a GenBank genome assembly.